Messenger RNA from Pogoniulus pusillus (Red-fronted tinkerbird), 4579 nucleotides. It is a transcript of the gene SPPL2A, whose product is annotated as signal peptide peptidase like 2A. Gene Ontology annotation, biological process: membrane protein proteolysis. The transcript has 17 exons. Lineage: Eukaryota; Metazoa; Chordata; Aves; Piciformes; Lybiidae. Gene Ontology annotation, cellular component: cytoplasmic side of endoplasmic reticulum membrane; lumenal side of endoplasmic reticulum membrane; Golgi-associated vesicle membrane. Gene Ontology annotation, molecular function: aspartic endopeptidase activity, intramembrane cleaving. Bases 430 to 2034 code for a protein of 534 amino acids. The record is from RefSeq and is a predicted model, not a curated record.
UAGGCAGCUGGCUGGCUUCUCGUGUUUCCCGGUAUAGACCAUGCUCCUUCAACAACCCGAGAGACAUGUUGCAAAUAUUCUCAAGGCCUCAUGCCAUGCCCAAAGACACGACAUAGUCAUGCACUGAUUCAGGCAAAGCCACCAAAGCUUCGCACUCUGAAAUGCAGGCCUAACGUAGCAUCCGCAGGAGCCGGGUGCCGGGACACAGCACUCGGCUGCGAGCCGAGCGGCCGAGCGACAGAGGCGAAGCGCGAACGGCCGCGGUAACAACGGCGGCGGCCGGCCCCGUCAGCCGCGGCGGACGGAAGAGGAAGUGGCUUCUCGUCGGAAGCCGGCGGCGGUGAAGAGCUCCGUGGGGAGCGGGCGUGGGGAGGCAGAGCCCUGCCGCGGCCCUUCCCUGAGCAGGUGGCGCGGCAGCGGCACAGGAAGAUGCGGGCGGCCGGGCUGCUGCAGGCCGCGCUCUGGGGCCUGCUGCUUGCGCCGGUAACUGCAGAUGAGGGGAUCCUACACGCUAGAGGAAGUGGUGUACCUCCAGUGACAAAGGAUUACUGCAUAAUUUACAGUUCUGAUUGGAUAUCUCUUCCAAAGAGCCUAGACAAUGCUACUUUUGUGGCUUUAGAAAACCUGACUUCUACAGUACUCUGCAGUUCUUCUGAAGUUCCUUCUGGCUUAAUGAAGGACAAAGCAGUUGUAGUGAUGAGAGGAAACUGCACUUUUUUGGAGAAAGCAAGAAUUGCACAAAAUUCAGGUGCUAAAAUGUUAUUGAUUGCCAGUAAGACCAGACUGUCUGCUAUUUCAGGUAACAAGACUGAUUUUGAAGAUGUCACUCUCCCAGUUGCCCUUAUAAGAUACAAUGACAUAGUAGAUAUGCAGCUGGUGCUUGGAAAUGAAGUUAAUGUGACUCUGUAUUCACCACCUUUGCCAGACUUUGAUGGCAGUAUGGUUGUCAUCUUCCUCAUUGCUGUGUUUACCGUGGCACUAGGAGGCUACUGGAGUGGAGUAGCAGAACUUGAGAAUUUGAAAGCUGUAGCAAGUCCUGGGGAGAGAGAAACAAGGCGGAAGAAGGAAGACAAUGUCACUUUCACCCCUCUAACAGUUAUCUUUUUUGUUGUCGUCUGUUGUGUCAUGCUGCUCUUACUUUAUUUCUUCUACAAAUGGCUAGUGUAUGUUAUAAUAUCAGUCUUCUGCUUGGCGUCUGCAAUGAGCCUAUACAACUGUCUUGCGGCACUAGUAGGAGAGAUACCAUUUGGGCAGUGCAGGAUUACAUGUUGCAACAAAAGCAUUGAAGUGAGGCUUAUUUUUCUUGCUGCAUUCUGCAUAGCAGCAGCUGUUGUCUGGGCAGUGUUUCGAAAUGAAGAUAGGUGGGCUUGGAUUUUGCAAGAUAUUUUGGGAGUUGCUUUCUGCCUAAACUUUAUUAAAACACUGAAAAUGCCCAACUUUAAGUCCUGUGUGAUACUUCUCGGCCUUCUUCUUCUCUACGAUGUGUUUUUUGUCUUCAUAACACCAUUUAUCACAAAGAAUGGGGCAAGUAUAAUGGUUGAAGUUGCAGCUGGUCCCUUUGGAAACAGUGAAAAGAAUGAUGAGAACUUGGUGGAAGUCCCUACUGAACGCUCAGCUCCCCAUGAGAAAUUACCUGUGGUUAUUAGAGUGCCUAGACUUGAAUACUCUGCAUCGACACUCUGUGACAUGCCAUUUUCAUUGUUGGGUUUUGGAGACAUUAUUGUCCCAGGGCUUCUGGUUGCCUACUGUCGAAGAUUUGAUGUUCAAACAAGUUCAUCUUCUGUGUACUACAUUUCCUGUACAAUAGCUUAUGCCAUUGGUAUGGUGCUGACUUUCAUUGUUUUGGCGUUAAUGAAGAUGGGACAACCUGCCCUUCUCUAUCUUGUACCAUGUACACUGAUUACUAGUUCACUGGUUGCUUGGAGGCGCAAAGAGAUGAAGAAAUUUUGGAAAGGAAACAGCUACCAGGUGUCGGACUCCUCCAGGACGCCUUUGCUACAAGAUGAUGGAACACCUGGAUUAUACAGGACAUGAAGAAAGCACAGCAUCAGCCAGUGAACAGCCUGGACGACAAUAACGUGCAGGAUCCUGAUUCUAAAGUAGUGUUCAAAUUUUCCACAAUUGAGUAACAGUAAAUUUGAAGUUUUAGAGUAGAGUAUUUCUUACUCUGUGUAAAAGGUUUUUUUACUCCCAAACGUAUAUUUUUAUUGAAAGUAUUGUUAAUAAGAGAAAAGUCACUUGCCUUUUUACAGCCAGACCAUGGCUAGUAAAAAUGUGCCUUAUUUUGAUUUCAAUAAAAGGAUAUUUUCUAUGCAAUUUUCCAAAUGUGUUUCUAUACAGUGUAUUUUUAUAGAAGUUGUUUGUCCCUAUCAGUUUGAUGCAUGAAAUACUCUUAAUUUUGAUUGACUAGUUAAGUUUCAUUAAAAAUUAUAAUACCCUUCAUAGGAUUUCUUACCAGAUUUUGAAUGCAAAGAUUGGUAGUAACUCAAGAAUGAAGCUAUAGUUCCAUCACUAUAAGUAAUAUAAACAGUGUAUAUGUUAGUCUGUGUACAUUGGAAGCCAUAAAAUAGGUAACAGGGCAAAUUUAGCUUGGGGUUGUGAGGUUCCCCUUGCCAAGUAUCUCUGGCUUAUGCCUUAACCACGAAAAUUGUUAAGCUUUGAUGCAAGACUUUGGAUUGUAAACCUCACCAACCAUUAAAAAAUAAUAAUAAUAAUAAAAGCAGGGGGAAGGUACAUACACAGUAGCCCUGGAAACCUGAGUGCAUCUCCUGGAAGAGCUACCAAACAAGAUGAUGUGAGAGUAAAAAGGGCUUUUGCUCAAGAAGUGCUAUUUUGGGUGAGGUGGAAUGAAAUGUGAACUUUGUCCUGAUUCUUCUACCUGUUAAGACUAGGUCAGUAUUUGUGGUCUUUAUCUGGCUGUGAAUCAGUUCAAAGAGAUGGGGGAAGACAGGACAGAUUUCUUUAGCUUUUGCAUCUACAUCAUACUGGUUUUAGUUUGUUGUUAAAAAUCCUUUGCAAUUGAUAUUCAAAACAAGUUUGCUAGUAGUGCCUGUGUUAGUUAAGGACAGUGCAUGUGUUUAACUUGAUUAAUCUUAAUUUGUUUUAGCUUUUAAAGACUUGGGAAAAGAGACAUAGUUGAAAUUGUUAGUUUGCGUUUAGAAGACCUUGGGUUUGACACUUUCAUCUUUUUUCAGGAAACUGCAAAUUGAGGGGGAUUAGGCAUAGAAAAUUUGUAUAGAUGUAAUGGUAACACUAUACACCAAAGAAAAUUGGAGAAGGCAACAACAGGAAACCACCGAGUUCACUUAGUGCUAAUGUCAGGUAGUUGUUAAAACAUUUUUCCUAUUCUUUAAAUGAAUGUCAUUCCUAGAGUCAGACCAGGUUGAAAACCAUCCAAAAAGCACAUGCUGGGCAAUGGCAAUGCAGGCUUUUCUGCAGUGCUUCACCUAAGUGCCUCAGUGCUCCUUUGAAGGUCACCUCUAGACAUUUAUAGUUAGUUUAGGGCAUGUUGGCUCAGGAAAACUACCCAGAUAAAAUCUAGUUUAGAUUUACUUAGGAAGUAUGCUAAUUAGGACAAUUGUAAAUCUCUGUUAGCAGUUAACAAAGCCUUACCACAGAUUCGCUGCCUUGCAUUAUUUAUAUCAACUUUAAACUUUUGUUGGCAAGAGUCAGGAGCAGACAAACUUGCAGCCUGUGCCAGUCGUUGCCAUUCACUAAGACUAAUCAUGGUGCUAGUUGAUACGGGUAAGAUAACCACCUUGUUUGCAUCUCCCCUAAGAACACAUGAAUUGCAGUUUUCAUGUUAGUAGCUGCCCUUCUUGACUUGCUCGAUCUAAACAUCACCUGAGCCCCUCAGAAUACAGUGAUCUUGAGCACCAUCUUCACUUUUCAGUUGACUGGCACUUUAAUAAAUUACAGCAAACCUCAGUAGCAGACUGAAAUACUUGUCUUCUGAUGUGUUGUCAUCCAGAGAGAUGAAGAAGUUGUAACUCAUGCAAAGUCAGGCGCUACACAAAGCUUUUUAGAAGCUUCACAAAUCUAAGUAAUAUGACUCCUUUUUCUCUUUAAAAUCUUCUGCAUUGAGGAUUUGUUAAAUUUUCAGCUAUAAAUGAUAAUAGAAUUAGUAUAAAGAAGACCUUUAGCAACAUAAAUGUAUUCAGCAGCUGGCUGUGGAAGCUCUGUCUUGUUCUGUGCCUAAUUAUGCUCCAUGCCUGAUCAUGCCUGAGGUUUCACACACAUGUGCUGCAGUUUAAUGGGAUGUAAACUAACUUUGUUUCAAAUACUUAGGUGCUUUGUUACAAAAAUUAAGAAUGGAGUUUAGAAUUUUAUAUAAAUAAUAGGUUAGUAUUGACUACUGAAAUGAGGGUUUUCUAAGUUCAAUAGAACUGAAUGCAACACUUAGCAAUUGUGAAUGUCAUUAAAUUUGGUUGGGCUAAACACAAUGUAAAAGCCUUUUUAGUCAUACUUUAAAAUCUUACUACCUUUUCUUUAUAUGUUUACUGACAACAGCCCCCUUCCAUGUGACUCUAAGCUAUCACUUUAAGAAUGUUAUUAAUAAAUGUUACUUGGGAAAAAAAAA